UUGUUGUUGUUGGUGAUUUUGAAUUUUUUGAAAAUUUCUUUUCUUUUCCAUUUUCAUUUCUUUUUAAAAUUUUCUUCAUUAUUUAUUUGUUAUAAGUUGCCGAAAUAUUUGACAAAUCUCUUCCUCAUCGGCUCAUCUAUGUUCAUUUCAGAAGUAUCAACCGAUUUUGAUUUAAUUCAUUCAACAUCAAGAAGUGUCAAUUUUUUGCUUAUUAAAAUUUUACUGAUAAGAAAAAUUUGUUCAAUUUAAAACAUGAAAACAGUCGUUGUCGAUAGGAAAAUCAACAAGUUGAUGCUCCGAAAAGCUGAUUAUUUCGUAUAGUUAUACAUCCGUUGAAUUGAAUCAUAGCUGUUCAAUUUCAUCGCAGCAACUUUCACCAUGCUGUCUGAAAUCUCUUUCAACGAUGAAACAAUCGAAAACAUCACUAUGCCAGGAUUUGUUGCAGACUACCUCAGUGAAUCCAAUGUCAGCGAUAACCUGUCUAUUAUUUCAAAUACUGAUAAAUCCUGCGAUUUCAAUAAUACGUUAGACUUCACCGAUCACUUAUUCAAAGAUUCAUUCUGCGAAACAUUGAAGAGCAAACACUUGUCGAAUAAAUCGCUGGAAGAUAAAAUUCGGAAUUAUAAAAAAUUACAGAAUGAAAUCAAUUAUAUACGAGCGAAACAAAAUAAAUCUAGAUUCAUGUUAGAAACAAUGGACGAAGUUUUCGAUAGCGAUGUCUCAAAAUUGUUCAAAUCGGUCAAAGAUAAGUGUUCUAAAAAACUGAAAUAUUCAAAUUUAAUGAAAACACUAGACGACGACAGCGGUGUUUUGGGAUUAUUGAGUAUUAAUGUUCCCGGAAACGAAUUCAAUUUGAGUAACGAAGAAAAGUCAAUGGUUCAUUUAGCUUUUCGCGAACCGUUUACAAAGAAAUUAUCUGAACUGAAAAACGAGUACAAGUUUCUCUCUGAUUUCUUAGCUCGUCAAAGUUCAGCUUUAACUUUACCUGGGAGCAUUUUAACCGAAGAAAAGGCUUCUGUGCUGAAUACAGUAGAAAAAAUUUCAACGUGUAUAUCUUCGUGUAAAGACGAACAAAUGAAAAUAAUUAAUUUGAUCGACGACGUGUAUAAUACGUGGCAAACUAAAUUUCAAGAAUUGUACGAAAGAGAAGUCGAUUGCUUAGAGAAGAGGAUCAAACUUUUAGAACUAAAAAUGAAAAAUUUAAAUUACAUGAUAGAGAAUGCAAUCGUACAACAAGAUGAUAAAAUCAACGAAGCUGUCGAAAUAUUGCAUCAAGAACUGAAUGGAACUCUAGAUAAAAUUCGCUACUCUUUAGAAAAAUUGAAAAUUAAAAAACAAGAAUAUGAAAGUCUGAAGGGCACAAAAUUUGAUGAUAUUUUACAAGAAUUUAUCGAAUUGAGAGAGAGUUAUAAGCAUAAGUGCUGGGCUUUGCAACAGUUACAAAAAGCAUCGUAACAUAGAAGCCAAUUUUUGUAAAUUUAUUUUUUGUUUCAUUGUACGUGAUUGAAUUUAGAAUACUAUCUUAUCGUUAAUUUAAGAGAUUGAAGCAUUACUCAUUAAAAGUUUUAAAUUAU
Messenger RNA from Planococcus citri (citrus mealybug), 1574 nucleotides. RefSeq lists its product as uncharacterized. NCBI's taxonomy places the organism in Eukaryota, Metazoa, Arthropoda, Insecta, Hemiptera, Pseudococcidae. Bases 379 to 1455 code for a protein of 358 amino acids. The record is from RefSeq and is a predicted model, not a curated record. The transcript has 4 exons.